CUUUUUUUUUAAGUGUCCUUUUCGUUCCCCUCUUUGCUCUUGGGAUGGUAGAGGAGCGAAGGUAGUAGAAAGAGAACUGAGGUGCGUGCUCCUGCUGCCCUCGUCGCAGGAGAUUUCUCCGGGUGUCCGCGAUCUAAGGUCAGGAUCUUGGGUCUUGGACGAUGGGGAAAUCUCCUGGAAGGUGGAUCAAAACACUUCUCUUUGGAAAGAAAACCAGAUCCCAAUCUACCAAAGGAUGGGAUGCUUCGAAGGCUGCUAAUGAGAAAGGCUUCGAUGGUGGAAAAGGAGAAACUAUAUUAGCUGUGCAUUCCCCAGUGAUCUCUGAACCAAUAUCAAUAAGUGGAGUUAUCUCAACAUCAGAUAAAGGAGAACCAUCAAAUAUAGGUGGUAAUGCACCGGUUAUUUCACAUGUUAGUCAAGGAGUCAUGGGACUCAGCACACUGAGUGAUGCAAAUGCAAACAAUGGCAUAGAAGAGCAGGCAGCAAUAAAGGCACAGGCAGCCUUCCGUGGUUAUCUGGCACGCAGGGCUUUUCGUGCAUUGAAGGGUAUUAUUAGGUUGCAGGCGCUAAUACGUGGGCAUCUGGUGAGAAGACAAGCUGUUGCAACUCUACAUGCUAUGGAGGGAAUUGUCAAGUUACAAGCGGUAGCUCGUGGAAGAAGAGUUAGACGUUCCAUUAACAACCUUAAAGUCACUUCCAAAUUUAGUCAGUUGAAGACUGCAGGUCCUAUCACACAGGAUGAUUGGAAUAUGAAAUAUUCGUCAAAUGCAUUUAUUGCACAGCUUCUCGCAUCAUCACUGCUUGCAAAGCCUCUGCAAAUUCAGUAUGACAAAGGAGACCCCAAUUCAGUCUUCAGUUGGUUAGGGAGAUGGUCAUCCACCAGUUUUUGGCAGCCAAAUUCCAAGUCAAAAAAGGCUAUUGUUCCAAAAGGACAGACAAAACGGGGCAACUGCAUUAUGGACACUGAAUCUGGGAAAACAAGGCACAGCAUUCGUACAAGUCCUGCUUCUAAUGUUGGAGCUGGUCAAACAAAUCCCAGCUAUGAACCUGAGAAAACAAAACGGAACCUAAAGAAGGUGCCCACUUCUGCUGAAUCAGUUCAGGAACAUCCACAGUCUGAGCUUGAAAGGGUAAAACGCAACUUAAGAAAGAUAUCUACUGCAGUAAACGAUACUUCUGAGCUACCAGAUGUUGAAACUCAGAAAUCAAAUCUAAGUUCUAAAAAGGUGGAUGCUGGUUUAUCUGAGAAUCUAGGCCAUGGAAGUGAGGAAUCCAUUGAAAAACCAAAGAAAGAUAAUUCUCCAACUCCAACUUUGGAGACUUUUGUUGAAACUGCUCUAGAGACUGUCAUAGCAGGACCAGUUGAUUUGCUGCUUGAUGACAAGUCUACAAAUGAGUUACAAUUGUUGCAGCAGAUUGAUAACGUAGAGAACCAUGUAGCCAUGGGUGGGGAGCUAAGCUUAAAGGAAGAACAAUUCUGCCAUGAAAACCAGAAAAUCAGCAAGCGGAGGUCUUCCUUCUCUACCAAAUCAGAGUAUGCAGAAAACGGAAUGUCAAAUACUCCUGUGCUUCCAAGCUAUAUGGCAGCUACUGAAUCUGCUAAGGCAAAACUGCGGGGACAGAUAUCACCGAGGUUUGUAUCAGAAUCAAUUGACAAAAAUGGCUUUACCCGUCGUCAUUCUCUGCCAUCUGCCGAUGGCAAGAUGAGUUCGCCUAGGACAAAGCGACUAAUCCAGACUGGUGGCAAGGGGGGAAUCGGUAGAGAUGUAAAUGAGAGGGCAAUUCAGGUGGGCUGGAGGCGGUGAUCAUCUUGUGGGAUUUCAAAUAGGCCAACGAGACAUAAAUUUGUAGCUUAUGUAGAUUUUCUUCUUUGAACUGUUCCAUCGUGUUAUAAAAACCCUGGUGUGUUGUAAACCUGUGCACGGUCUGUUUGGAUGCAGCCAUGUCAUUUGUUGUGUAUAUCCAAUGCAUGCCGGAUUUGGUUUCUUCCAGCUCUGAACUUUGUUGUUGUAUUAGACGUGUACAUCAUGUUUGUGUGAUUGUUCAUUUGAUAGGAAUAAUUGCUCUAUAUGGUUGUCUAA
Messenger RNA from Musa acuminata subsp. malaccensis (wild Malaysian banana), 2081 nucleotides. RefSeq names its product protein IQ-DOMAIN 31. NCBI's taxonomy places the organism in Eukaryota, Viridiplantae, Streptophyta, Magnoliopsida, Zingiberales, Musaceae. The record is from RefSeq and is a predicted model, not a curated record. Gene Ontology annotation, molecular function: protein binding.